Cercopithifilaria johnstoni is the source of this 519-nucleotide messenger RNA. NCBI's taxonomy places the organism in Eukaryota, Metazoa, Nematoda, Chromadorea, Rhabditida, Onchocercidae. The record is from the annotation of a GenBank genome assembly.
AUGAGGAGAUAUCGACGACAGCAUCGAUUCAUAAUUCAAGCUAUGAAAGCAAAGGAAAGUGAUAAAGAUCGUAAAAAGAUAUGGGAUGAUUCAAGAGCGGAAAAUUUGGAUUUAGUUCAGUGUAUACGAGUCUUUACAUUAAGAGUAAGCAGACAAAAGUUGGAUGAAUCAAGAAGUGAGCAGGAUCAAUUAGCGACAUCUUCUGAUUCAGAGACGGGUGAAUCGGAAACAGCCUCAUUACGAGUACAAAUAAUGACUGACGAGAAAAAAUCGAUUAAAAUCAAUGAACUAAAUAAACAGAUUAACAACAAAUUAGAAGAAAAAAGAGAUGGAUGGCAAAGUUUAAUGCAAGCAAUAAAUGAAGUUAAAAAAAUAGAGAUUGAUUUGGAUCGAGCAACAGUUCAGUGUAAUGAUCUCAAUAAAAUGAUCAUUCUCGAGGAGGAUCAGCAAAAGAUUAUUAAAGAAAAUCUGGCAAAAAUCGAUGCGAUUUUGGAUACACUGAAAAAUGAAAUAAAAUGA